Drosophila ficusphila is the source of this 679-nucleotide messenger RNA. RefSeq lists its product as uncharacterized. The record is from RefSeq and is a predicted model, not a curated record. Bases 154 to 597 code for a protein of 147 amino acids. NCBI's taxonomy places the organism in Eukaryota, Metazoa, Arthropoda, Insecta, Diptera, Drosophilidae. The transcript has a single exon.
UAUUAGGUAAUUAAAAAAUCACUGAAAAGGAGGCAUUGUUUUUUAUAAAAAACCACUUAGCUUACCUGGAAAAACCCCUCAGCCUCAAAAUUUAGUAUAGGCAAAGCAAGGCGUUCGUGAGCCCGGAAAAACCCAGAAAAAAAUACAAGAAAAAUGAGUGAGGAAAGUUCGCAGAGCGAGAGCGGAAGUGGAAGUGGAAGCGGAAGUGAGAGCGAGGAUUGGCCGGAAGAGGAUGUGGAGCGGGCCAGGAUGCGGGGAUCCUCGGAGGAUCUGGUGGGCAACGUGUGGCUGAGCGUCCAUGGAUAUCCACCCGGGGACGACAAAGCAAUAAUCUCGAUAUUUUCACGAUUCUGCUCAGUGUACUCGUAUCGCCAAAGGAAACGGGGCAUCGAAAUCCAAUUCACCUCCGAGGAGCACUUGCAGCGUGGAGUCCUCAUGGCCAAGCGUCUGGUUGCCGGCAGGAUGCCCAUCCGUUGGCAUGUGGGUCGUCUCAAUGAGGAUCCGGCCGGUGCCACGCCCCCUCCGCCUCAAGGGGGCCGAAAUCUGAGUGUUUUCGGGAAAUUGCGAAAGGCGUUCGCCAACUACUUUCACCAAUAACAUUUAACAAUAACAAUAACAGUUAUGUUCAUAUAUAUUUUAUCUUGGGUUUAAAAGCAUUUCAAAAAUACAUUUUGGGCAU